UUGCUGCAAAUUUCUUAAGAGUUGAGUCUUGACCUCAAACAACACGCUAUGACUCUCUGCUUCCACCUCAGGCUCAGCCUCUGCCUUUUAAGUUUUCUUGUUACUCUCUGUGUUUCGAAAACACACUGGUUCAGUUCUUCACCUGGCAUCUUCUCUCCCACGCAAUGCUUCACCCAUUCUUUUCUCUGUCAUUCCUGUCUCUCCUUUUUUCUACUACCAUAGCAGAUGACUCCAUCGCCAUGUCAAAGCUAGCCACUGCCCUCGACCUCAGCGUCCCCCAGAGCUGGGCCACCGAUAACAACGCUGAUUACUGCAAGUGGAAUGGGAUCGGAUGCGACGCCUCCAACCGCGUCGUAGAAAUCAUGCUUUCCAAUGAAAAUCUCUAUGGCACCCUCCCAUCUGAACUCUCUACCCUCUCGCACCUCCAAAUACUCUAUCUCCAGCAGAACCAUCUUUCCGGUCCUCUCCCUUCUCUCGCCAAUCUAAGCUUGCUCCAAGAACUACGUCUUGAAGAUAACAGCUUUAGUUUUAUCCCUCAAGGCUUCUUUCAAGGACUUACCAGCUUGACUGACUUUCGCAUAAGCCAGAAUACAAAUUUAGAUCCUUGGACUAUCCCUGUUCAUAUUGCUGAAUCUGGAAGUCUAAUAAUUUUCGAGGCAACUCAAGCUAACAUUGAGGGGACUAUACCUGACAUGUUUGCCUCGCUUCCAGGAUUGCAGAAUCUGGACCUAGCUUACAACAAUUUGACAGGAACUUUGCCUGCAUCAUUUGCAAAUUCAGCAAUCCAGAACUUGAGACUCAACUACCAGCAGAUGGGGUUGUCAGGUACCAUUGAUGUUCUAUCGUCGAUGACACAGUUAAAUCAGGUUUGGCUCAUGGGGAAUCAGUUUACUGGCUCAAUUCCAGAUUUCUCAAAAUGCGAGUUUUUGUUCGAUUUACAGCUAAGAGAAAACAAGUUUACAGGGAUUGUGCCAGCCUCCUUGAUAACACUUCCUCGUUUGCUAAAUGUUUCUUUAUCAAACAACAAACUGCAAGGUCCUGUCCCCGAGUUUCCAAGCAAUAUUUCGUUAGAUAUCGAUGCUAACAAUUUUUGUGUGGCGACUCCUGGUGUUCCUUGUAAUCCACAGGUGAAAACAAUGCUGGAAAUUGCAGGUGCUGUGGAAUAUCAGGAGAUACUGUCCGAUUCUUGGCGAGGAAAUGACCCUUGCAGUAAUUGGGCAUUCGUUACCUGCGAUGAACAGAAUAUUAGCACCAUCAACUUUGGAAAGCAACAUUUUUCAGGAACUAUAUCUCCAGCAUUUGUCAAUCUUACAGCUUUGACGAAUUUGUAUCUGAACGAUAAUAACUUGACAGGUUCCAUUCCUGAUAGCUUGACAAAAUUGACUCAACUCAAGGUUCUUGAUGUCUCCAAUAACAAUCUUUAUGGGAAAAUCCCAGCUUUUUCAUCUUCAGUGAAGUUGAUUGCAAGGCCAGGGAAUCCCUCCCUUGGGAUAGACACAGGUUCAGGUGGGAAUUCUACUGGAAAAGGAAGUAGAGGUAAUUGGGUAUUGCCAUCUGUAAUUUCUGGUGCUUUUAUUGCUGUUAUCUCCUUCAUUGCUUUUGGUUUGUUGGUGCUGUUCAAGUAUAAUGGGGUGUCAAGGAAAGUGAACCAUCAGGAGAACGUGACUGCACAAGCCAAGCAAAAGAAUUGUCAUGUUAUUGGGGGACAUGCUGAUUUUUCGAUGCAACUUAUUCGACAAGUGACCGAUAAUUUUAGUGAGAACAAUAUUUUGGGUAAGGGAGGUUUUGGUGUGGUUUAUAAAGGUGAAUUGCAGGAAGGAACUAAAAUUGCUGUGAAGAGGAUGAAAGCUACAACAAUGGCUAACACGAAAGGAAUGAAUGAGUUUCAAGCUGAGAUAGCAAUGCUUUCAAAAGUAAGGCACAGGCACUUGGUUUCUCUUUUGGGUUACUGUGUACAUGGCAUUGAGGGUUUCUUGGUCUAUGAGUACAUGCCUCGGGGGACUCUGGCACAACAUUUGUUUGAAUGGCGUGAACGCGGAUACCCUCCUCUUACCUGGAAGCAGAGGGUCAGCAUUGCACUGGAUGUGGCGCGAGGAGUGGAAUACCUGCACAGUUUAGCUCAACAGAGUCUGAGUUUCAUUCAUAGAGAUCUGAAGCCUUCAAAUAUACUUCUUGGGGAUGAUAUGAGGGCUAAGGUCUCUGACUUCGGUUUCGUUAAAAAUGCACCAGAUGGAAAGAAUUCUUUGGUGACAAGAGUGGCAGGAACAUUUGGCUAUCUUGCACCUGAAUAUGCUAAAACUGGAAAAGUGACAAGGAAGGUGGAUGUUUAUGCAUUUGGAGCAAUUUUGAUGGAGAUGAUUACAGGUAAAAAAGCAAUAGAUGAUACAAUGGAAGAGGAAGGGUGGAUGCAUAUGCAUUUGGUGACAUGGUUCCGCGAGGUCCUGAUAAACAAGGAGAACAUCUCAAAUGCAAUUGACCAAGCCAUCAAUCCAGACGAGGAGACCUUAGGGAGCAUUUGCGUAGUGGCUGAAUUAGCAGGGCAUUGCACCACCCCUAACCGCGACCAAAGACCAGACAUGGGCCAUGCAGUCUAUGUCUUGGCACCUCUUGUAGAACCGUGGAAACCUACCAGCCAGGAAGAAGAGGAUCAACACACUUUUGAAGUUCCACAAUGUAUCUUGAACUUGGAAAACAACAUAUAGGAAGUUUAGUACACUUAUGCUAAUGCUAUUCAGGCAUUAAUUAAAACUUACAGGGUAACAUUUAAUUCUUAAUUUUUUAACUUUUUAUUAAACAUAUUUUAAUCUAAGGCAGAAGAAACAAAAUGGAUUGAAACUUGAAAACAUUUCAGAGAACUACUACAUCAUUUAAUUGA
Messenger RNA from Hevea brasiliensis (rubber tree), 2875 nucleotides. RefSeq names its product receptor-like kinase TMK4. Bases 165 to 2702 code for a protein of 845 amino acids. The record is from RefSeq and is a predicted model, not a curated record. NCBI's taxonomy places the organism in Eukaryota, Viridiplantae, Streptophyta, Magnoliopsida, Malpighiales, Euphorbiaceae. The transcript is spliced from 2 exons. Gene Ontology annotation, biological process: protein phosphorylation. Gene Ontology annotation, molecular function: protein binding; ATP binding; protein kinase activity.